Messenger RNA from Coffea eugenioides, 1154 nucleotides. RefSeq names its product GDSL esterase/lipase At5g37690. NCBI's taxonomy places the organism in Eukaryota, Viridiplantae, Streptophyta, Magnoliopsida, Gentianales, Rubiaceae. The coding region runs from base 1 to 1080 and encodes 359 amino acids. Gene Ontology annotation, molecular function: hydrolase activity, acting on ester bonds. The transcript has 6 exons. The record is from RefSeq and is a predicted model, not a curated record.
AUGGAGUUUCAGGGACAAGUGUGUAUAGUGUUGAUGUUCACAGUUUUAGCAGCUGUGCCAGCAGCUGCAUCCUUGGUCACAUUUGUUUUUGGUGAUUCCUUGACAGAUGUUGGGAAUAACAACUUCUUUCAGCUCUCUCUAGCAAAAGCAAAUUACCCUUUCUAUGGCAUUGAUUUCAGUGGUGGAAAAGCUACUGGAAGAUUCACAAAUGGGAGGACGAUUGGUGAUAUAAUAUCUGCAAAGCUAGGAAUUCCAUCACCUCCGGCAUAUCUUUCAAUAUCGCCAACUGAUGAUGCAAUCCUAAAAGGUGUAAACUAUGCGUCUGGUGGAGCUGGAAUUCUCAAUGACACCGGCCUUUACUUCAUUGAGAGAUUAACCUUUGAUGAUCAAAUCAAUUGCUUCAACAAGACCAAGGUAGCAAUCAAGGACAAGAUUGGAGCAGAAGCAGCAAACAAGCUCUGCAAUGAGGCCAUGUACUUCAUUGGACUCGGGAGCAAUGACUAUGUAAACAAUUUCCUUCAGCCAUUCUUAGCAGAUGGUGAGCAGUACACGCAUGAUGAGUUUGUCGAACUUUUAGUCUCGACUUUAGGCGACCAACUCACUAGGCUUUACCAACUUGGGGCAAGAAAGAUGGUUUUCAAUGGCCUAGCACCACUUGGCUGCAUUCCAUCCCAGAGGGCGAAAUCAAAGCAGCGAAUCUGCUUGAAGCAAGUGAAUCAAUGGGUGCAAGAAUUCAACUCAAAAGCACAAGAGUUGGUAACUGAUCUGAAUGGGCAACUUCCAUCCGCCCAGAUAGCCUUUGCAGAUACCUAUCAACAUGUUCUGGAUUUAAUUGAGAACCCGACUGCCUAUGGAUUUAAUGUCUCCAACACUUCAUGUUGCAAUGUGGAUACAAAACUCGGAGGGCUUUGCUUGCCCAACUCCAAAGUGUGCACAAACCGUGCAGAUUAUGUAUUCUGGGAUGCUUUCCAUCCCACGGAUGCUGCAAAUGAAGUGCUUGGAGAUCGCUUCUUCAACUCCUUGUUUGCGAAUAAAGCUCCUGCCCCUGCCCCUGCUCCUGCUCCACAGCCUUCUCAUUGACCUUCUGGGCCGAAAACAACAUAUUUAGUCACAUAAUGUAACUAGGCAGUUGCCUAUUAUUAAAAGUGAUAUAG